This is a messenger RNA of Aureobasidium pullulans EXF-150, 2077 nucleotides long. Its product is annotated as Arabinanase/levansucrase/invertase. The transcript is spliced from 2 exons. Gene Ontology annotation, biological process: carbohydrate metabolic process. Gene Ontology annotation, molecular function: hydrolase activity, hydrolyzing O-glycosyl compounds. Lineage: Eukaryota; Fungi; Ascomycota; Dothideomycetes; Dothideales; Saccotheciaceae. The coding region runs from base 290 to 1894 and encodes 534 amino acids. The record is from RefSeq and is a predicted model, not a curated record.
UGCAAGAAGUUAAGGCAUUGUCAUUGUGCAUAUAAGACGGCAUCACUUCUCCACCGCAUACGCCUUUGGAGUUCGAAUGGCAGCAGCUUCGGCAAAAACAACAUGUGGAGGAAGCUCAUAUAUUGCUUCGAGCGGGUCCUUUCGCGAGCUAAUUGUUUUGGUCUGGGUAUCACGCCGUCUGGCCUGGGCUCUGUUUCUUCGUAUCGUGGUUGAGUGAUUUAGGAAGUCUAUAUAAGUGUAUGAGAGUCCCUCGAGUACCUUGCAAGUAGACGCUUCCACCGACACCAUAAUGAGAGUUUCUACGUAUCUCGCUGCACUUGCAACAGCUGCUUGUGCUAGUGCCAAAGUCUGGGGCAACUCUACCACUGCUGGCUCAGUCACUUUUGACAACAACAGAAAAUUGCUGUUUGAUACCGAUGGCAAUCAGAUCGAUGCUGUUGGAGCUAAGAUCAAUGAAUUCGGUGGCAGAUAUUAUCUCUAUGGCAAUUCUGUUUCUCAAAAAGAUGCCUUUUAUGGAAUCAAGAGCUACUCUUCUAACGACUUGCUGAACUGGCAAUACGAGGGCUACCUCUUCGAUAUCGAUGAUGGAAAGAACCCAUGCACUGGAUCAGGAGGCUGUGGUCGUCCUCAUAUCAUCUACAACCAGAAUGCCUCUACUUACAUUCUAUGGGCAAAUGCCGGCUCUGUAGGCUACCAAGUCGCAACCUCGGACUCGCCAACCGGACCUUUCGUCUUCCAAUCAUCUCCUGCGAUGAUUGACCCUCAAUUCGAUGGCUUGCAACCUGCAGAUCAUGCCGUCGAGAUUAUCGACGGAAAGGGCUACCUUGUCUUCUCAGCCCUGAAUUUCCGCGACCCUAGAGCUGGCAGCUUGUUCCCUCAAGUCUACCAGACCCUCCAUAUCAGCGAAUUGACAGACGAUUUCCUCAAUACCACUGGUGUCAGUUAUCCGGUCGCUUCCAACGCCACUGCAGAGCUGGACUUUGUCGACCAACAAGCCGAAUCGCCUGAUAUCUUCAAGCGUGGAGACUACUUUUAUAUUGGCGGUAGCAACACCUGCGGUUACUGCAAUGGCACUUUGGCAUUGCUUUACCGCAGUGAAUCGAUCCAGGGACCUUGGACUCGUCAGAUUCUGGCUGGGUAUGGAUGUAACAGUCAAUUCGAGGGUGUUACUCCUCUUACUGAUCCUAAUACCGGAGAGACCACGUAUUUGUGGUCUGGCACUUCUGUGCCUGGAGGAGAUCCGCGUGUUGGAUUCAGUGGUCAUAUUUACCAGCCUCUUGAAUUCAAUGCCGAUGGUAGUGUCCAAGAUCUGGAUUGUUCCAUUGAUGCUGAGUUUACUGUUGCGUUCCCGAAGAGUAACAGCACGACUGCUACUGGCAACGCGACGGAAGCUGGUGAUGCAUCGCCCGCUCUUGCUGUUUACAGCCCUGUUUGCGACUCUGACUUCUUCACUCUUUACCAGACUUGGCCUGCUUCCCAAGACGGCACUAUCGAGAGUGUUUCGCUCAAUGUGGCUCGUGGGCACCAGGAAGCUGCUCUCUCGUUGACUUUGUUCAAGUUCAGCUCUCACGAGGACCUUUUGACUCCUGGAUACAAGUGGACGCAGCUGGGCACGGCAUCCUUCUUUGCCAACCAGACGACAUGGGUAUUCGAUACCGUUACUGUGCCCGUAAGCACCAAUGGUACUGUUUCCAAGGGAGAAUUCCUCGGCGUCUCUAUCGCAGGCUUCGAUGUUUCACCAUGGUGUCAUCUCGAGUACGAUGGUGCUGAUGAAGAUUACAUCUUGUAUGCCCAAGGAGGUGGCCAGUACUCUCUGCGUGGCGCACAAGGCAAGACGUCGCCUGUUUACCAGCGCGUCGGCAAGAGUGUCAAGUUCUUCGCAACUUACGCGUAAACGGUCAAAGGAAUAGAGAGUCUGUUAUGGCACAUAGAAGGCGAGCCCUGUAAAUGAUAUCGCCUAAAAAGAUAUGUUCAAUCCUCCUGAUCCAGUUCGAAAUUGGAAGUAAUGUUUCAGUCUCCUCGGACCAAAUCGAUUUGUUGAAUGAAGACGCGGCAUGCGGCUCAAGAUUCAAGAUGG